AUGACCGUGUCUAUACACGAAUACGGAAUGAGCGCCGAGUACGUCCUUCUCCAGUUCUCCGUCUUCCAAUACCUGUUGGCAUGGGGGGCAACCCACGGUCCCUUUGGGGCGGCUGAGAUGGAAGCUGCUGAGAUGGCUGCUGCUGAGAUGAUGGCUGCUGGGUUGAUUGUUGCUGAGUUGAAUGAUGAUGUACUCUUCUGUGCCUUGACGGUGUACGUUGAGAUGGUGGAUGCUGCAGUGGAGACUGCUGAGCGUGUGGCUGCUCAGACCGUCCCUGCAAAGAUGAUGGUGGUUGUGUCACUGGCUGCUGUGAUGGUCGUUGCCGAGAUGUUGCCUGCUGAGAAGGUUCCUGCUGUGAUGGUGCCUGCUGCCCUCCUCUGCGACCACUCCUCCUUUGCCGCCGCACUUCCAUCCUUUCCAUUCUCGCUCUUCUUGCAGCACCCGUGCGGCUUGUUAACCCAUCCCCCGUCUGUGGUUCCCGUGCACGCUGGUUGGCCCCGCGUCCGCCCCGGCUCUGCUGCGCACUGGCCUCCUCGACCCCAAAGAGAUAGUUAG
This is a messenger RNA of Closterium sp. Naga37s-1, 555 nucleotides long. NCBI's taxonomy places the organism in Eukaryota, Viridiplantae, Streptophyta, Zygnematophyceae, Desmidiales, Closteriaceae. The record is from the annotation of a GenBank genome assembly.